GCAACCGCGAAGGCGCUUGGUCUAGGAAAAUAUUGCCCACAGCAGACUACUUGGCACUUAAGACGGCUGGCGACAGGAGCUGCGGUAACCUUUUUCCAGAAUCUACUCUUCAGCUUUCUUGCAGACAACCAAAUCUUACAGAAGUGGAGACUUAGUACCUGUGCAUUUUUGCUUCAUAAAGCAAGACCACAGUUAAUUUGAAUAUUUGGAUCAACUUGGAGGAGAAACACAAGGAAAACCCGAAUCUUUGCCUAAAUGGCUGCGGCCUGAUCUGAACCUUGUUAUUCCAACCGUCCUGCCAGUUGUGAGCCUUGUUGGAAUCUUCUUUAACAAGAGAAAAAUUCUCAAAGUGAAAGUUACCACACUUGAAAUCCUGAUUUGAACACCAGCUUAAACAAUAUUUGAAGGGUUAUUACCGUCUUGUGGAGCUGUACAACCAAGAGUCUCUCGGAUACUUCGGUGCGACAGCAUGGCAAAGAAAAACAGCCAAAAGGAUACGUCUGGGGUGGUGUUUGACACUCGCUCAAAAAUGGUCAUGUCCCAGGGAGGAACAGCCGAGAGGAUGAAGGAGAAGAUCAGUGCUGUCAGAGCAGUUGUCCCCAACAAAAGUAACAAUGAGAUUGUGCUGGUGUUACAACAUUUUGAGAACUGUGUUGACAAGGCCGUUCAAGCUUUCUUAGAAGGGAGUGCAGUUGAGAUCCUGAAGGAGUGGAAUGUCACUGGUAAAAAGAAGCCCAAGAAGAAAAAGAAGCCCAAGCCUCAGCCAGAGGUCUCAGCAGAACCUGCUCCGCCUGAGGCCACGUUGCCCGAGGAGGCCAAGGAUGAGAUGAACGGCUUUCAUGCCAACGGAUCAGUAAUGGAUGGAGAGUCACUUGAUUCUCUGAGUGAACAGUUGGACUCUGCCUCCCUGGAUGCAGCAGAGCUGGACUCUGAACCUGCUACAUCCGAAGCUACCGUCGCAGAAGCAGAAAGUCAAGGUAGUGCUCCAAGUCCUGCCUUACAACAAGGAGGGAGGAAUCACCAGGGUCCCAGAGGGAACAAGACCCGACACAGGCCGGGCUCAAAUUCACAUCCACCAACUUCCUCAUUAGCGCCCACCACUGAUGAUCAAGUAUCGUCAGGAGUCAAGAAGAUAGCUUCCAACAUUGACCGCUCCGUGAAGGACCUGCAGAGAUGCACCGCCUCGCUGACUCGAUACAGGAUGGUGGUCAAGGAGGAGAUGGAUUCCUCAAUCAAGAGGAUGAAGCAGACGUUUUCUGAGCUCCAGAGCUGUUUAAUGGACAGAGAAGUGACUCUACUGGGAGAAAUGGACAAAGUCAAAGCAGAGGCCAUGUUGAUUUUGGACGCCCGGCAGAAAAGAGCGGAGGAGCUCAGACGGCUGACAGACCAGUCGGCGUCCAUGUCUGAGGAGCAGUUGACUGAACUGCGGGCAGAAAUUAAGCACUUUGUGAGCGAGCGUAAAUAUGAUGAGGACCUUGGGAAAGCCGUAAGAUUUACAUUUGAUCUUGAACCACUGAAGACAAGCAUCUCAGGGUUUGGAUCAGUUUACCAUCCGCGUACAGGCUACUCAAAUCGGUCUCGUUGUAGCUCCACGUCCUCUUCUGUUGCCAGCCCAAGCCUACAGGAAACUCCUCCUCCUCCUCCUCCUCCUCCUUCCACGCAAACCCAAAGCACCCCAAGUGAAAGCCGGCCCCCACCAAACAAACAGAUUUUCCAAGGCAACAGGCGUACUUUCCAAGGACAAGGGUAUCACUCAGGUGGUCAGCGGUAUAACGGCGGUUCCUACCACGACAGGAAUGCUGGUCGCGCUAACCAUCGCUACCAGGGCGACGGUGGCUCUUCUGGUCCUACUUCACAGCACUCUAACAACUCAAGAGGUCCCUCGCGCUCCUCCACGUCCUCCUACAACCAAGACCGACCCUCUCAUAACGGGCUGCCCCAAAGGCCUCCGCGGAUGCAUUGCCCUUGACAUAGGAAAUCCUGUGCUCAAUCAAACCCAUCUACUAACCCCUGCACUCCCCUCCCCGCCUCCCUGCCUCACCUCCUCCCCACCUCCCCACCCCUCCUACUAACUCCUUUCAAUGAAGAAUAGAAUACCAGUUUACAUAUUUCUAUCAGUUGAGCUGUAGUGCCACCUGUCUACGUCCAUUCAUCCCUCAAACCUGACAAGCUCUCAGUGUUCUCUAGUCGCUUUCCCUCUUGUUUCACUCGUAUCCUGGUUGAGGUAACAUCUUCUAUCUUUAGUCUCCCCCCCCAAGAGAUCUUAUUGCCAUGCUAUUGUCAGUCUCUAUUAUUCAUGUCUGCAGUUAGGCGGUCUGCUGCAUACUGACAGAAUUAUCUGCAACAGUUUGCGCACCAUCGAAGAUGAAGUCUUAGUGCUAUUUCUGUUUUUGCUGUGGCUUUUGUCAGCUCUCUGAUUUGCACCUCAGAUCUUUUUUUUUUGUCUCCCAGAACCAUUUCAAUGCCUUCACCGUGAAAAGCGUAGUGAAAGUGCAAAAGUAGUUUUUAGUAUUAACAUGGAGUUUAGUCAUCAGGAGAGAAGACUUGCAAUCAACACUACGUACUAUCAUUAAUCUUUGCAAGGUCAAAAAUGAAAUGGAACAUAUCAAACUGUAAUCCAGACCUUUUUGUAUGGCUGCUACACACAGUAGGGAACUUGUUAACGCUAGGAUUUCGAUGUUAUUGAGCGUAACUCUGUGAGGUUGUCCUCUGAAGACAAUAGUUUGACAUUUGAGAAUUGGCUCGGUCCCUUUCUUGUCGCAAGUUAGCUGAGACAGUCAAUACCACUUUCAUGUCUGUACAUUAAAUAUGAAGCUAUCCCCUGUCGCCAGUUAGCUUAGAUAGGAAUCAGGUGGAAAUGGCUUUGUUACUUAUCCCAGUUUAAGAAAAUCUGCCUUCUCGAUUGUUUGUAUAUUUCAUGGAAAAAAAAAAAGAAAAAAAAAAAAAGAGAGAAA
This is a messenger RNA of Scatophagus argus, 2954 nucleotides long. RefSeq names its product spermatogenesis associated serine rich 2 (gene spats2). Gene Ontology annotation, molecular function: protein binding. The transcript has 14 exons. NCBI's taxonomy places the organism in Eukaryota, Metazoa, Chordata, Actinopteri, Scatophagidae. Gene Ontology annotation, cellular component: cytoplasm. The record is from RefSeq and is a predicted model, not a curated record. The coding region runs from base 470 to 1969 and encodes 499 amino acids.